GUCGUUUAUGACAGUUAGACUUACCUUGAGUUCUCUUCAAUACAAAGUCGCCCUCUUUUUCACUUAAUUCUGUACUUUCGUCUGUAGAUGCACAUGUUCUAGCCGCCAUUCUAACAUUAAAACUAACAUAGAGUAGAAAUUGGAAAAUGAUUAGGUUGCGUAUGGUUUACCAGACAGGUCUGGAAGUGUUGCCAGAAUCGCACAAUCACUGAAUUUCCUUUCUGACACCAAAAAGCCGGAGUCCAGACGUGCAGACACGACUGGCGACACUGGCACAACACUGCGCUUGCCUACAUGUUUGGCCAGGGCCCUCUCAUGCAAAAAGGCAGCCAAGAUUUUUGCACACCCAUGGCACGACAAAGUUCUCAGUUCCCACACUCUGACACUGAAGAAAGAUAAUGUGGAUUCAUUGAAUUGUCAUCAUGAGGAAAGUCUUAUCCCAUCUACCAACAGUAACACCGCUUAACAUUGACCAGGUUCAUACUCGACAGCAAUACUGGUUGUGUUCCUCUUCACUGCUGGGUUGUACAAGUUACCUCUCCUCCAAACUCCUCAAAUAUUUGUGCUAUACAUAUGCUUGUCUGGAGCUGUUGGAGUGUUGGUAACAUCAUUGAUUAUGGGUCACUGGUCACCUCUGUGGCUGUUUGAAGUCAUAUCUGCAAAACCUAGCAGACGGAUUUUGAUGGCUUGGUGGUCAGUUCUCAGUAUUUUAUCUGUGGUCAUCACCAUGAUAGCUAAAAGGACAAACAAGAUGCCAACAACUAUUCUUCGGAAGGUGUAUCAUUUGAUUAUAGUUCUGGUAUUUACACCAGGCAUCAUGUUUGAACCAGCCAUCACUCAACUGGCUGCUACAGCUGCACUGAUGCUAUGCUGGAUAUUAGAG
This is a messenger RNA of Penaeus vannamei (Pacific white shrimp), 883 nucleotides long. The record is from RefSeq and is a predicted model, not a curated record. Lineage: Eukaryota; Metazoa; Arthropoda; Malacostraca; Decapoda; Penaeidae.